Messenger RNA from Tripterygium wilfordii, 2246 nucleotides. Its product is annotated as phosphoinositide phospholipase C 2-like. Gene Ontology annotation, molecular function: phosphatidylinositol-4,5-bisphosphate phospholipase C activity. The transcript has 10 exons. NCBI's taxonomy places the organism in Eukaryota, Viridiplantae, Streptophyta, Magnoliopsida, Celastrales, Celastraceae. Bases 176 to 2125 code for a protein of 649 amino acids. The record is from RefSeq and is a predicted model, not a curated record. Gene Ontology annotation, biological process: phosphatidylinositol-mediated signaling; lipid metabolic process.
CCUGAUGUUAUACUCUGAGAGAAUACAAUUAGCCCAAUGGACCCCACAGGCCCAUUUAGCUAGACCAUGGGCCACAAUAUUCUUCGACCAGUGAUUCGUUUUGCCUCUCGCCUAGCACAAUUGCUGAGGCCCACUUGAAUACUCUCUCAGUCUCUCCACCGCCUCCGCCGCUUGAAUGGACCACCAGUUCUUGGUUCUCUACUGCAGCAACAGUAUUCUCAGAAGCUCCUUCGACGAUAACCUUCCGAGCUCCAUGUGCCAUAGCUUCUUCGACUGCAAGAUGAGUCGCCAUGGUUGGAUCGAUUACCGUACUCACCUCCGCACUCGCAAAAAGCACAAUCUCCAUUGUGAUUUCUGCCUACCAUUGCAACGGACGAAAAAUCCUGCCGCACUGCAACAUCCUAGUUUUCUUGCUUGUGAGAUUUCUGGUGAGAAAUUCAAAGCCCCUGUGAUUGAGCCUCCAGAGGACAUCAAAGAACUCUUUGAGAAGUACUCGGAGAAUGGCACAAUGAGCCUUGAUAAUCUACUCAGGUAUCUGAUUGAGUCUCAAGGGGAACAAAAUGCAACCAAAGAUGAUGCUCAAGCUAUCAUCCAUAGCGUUAGACAUCUCAACAUUAUCCCAAGAGGCCUCCAUCUCGAAGCCUUCUUUCGGUAUCUUCUUGGUGAUAUUAAUUCCCCCCUACCUCCGCCUCAGGUGUGCAAUGACAUGAAUGCUCCACUGGCUCAUUAUUUCUUGUUCACAGGCCACAACUCCUACUUGACUGGGAACCAACUGAGUAGUUCUAGCAGUGUGGUGCCAAUUAUAAAGGCUCUUAGGAGAGGUGUAAGAGUUAUUGAAUUGGAUUUGUGGCCGAAUUCUGCAAAAAAUAAUGUGUUGGUUACCCAUGGAGGGACAUUGACUUCUUCUGUUAAACUCUUAAAAUGCUUGCGAGCAAUCAAAGAUAAUGCCUUUUAUGCUUCCGAAUACCCAGUUGUGAUAACAUUUGAAGAUCACUUAACUCCGAAUCUUCAAGCUAAGGUGGCUAAGAUGGUCAAUGGAACAUUUGGGGACAUGUUGUUUGUUCCUCAAUCAGACAAGUUGGAAGAAUUUCCAUCACCUGAAUAUUUGAAGAAAAAGGUCAUGAUUUCAACUAAGCCUCCAAAAGAGUACCUGGAGACUCAGACACGUGAGGAAAAAGAGACUUCUGAGAAGUCAAAAAAAUCAUCAAAGAAGACGAAUUCUGAAAUUAAACCUGAAACCAAUGAAAAGCAGGAUCAGUUAAACGAAGAAGAACACCUUGAGGAGGAAGAUGAGGACAAGACGGCUCCUGAAUACAGGCAUUUAAUAGCAAUUCAUGCUGCGAAAGUGAAAGGUGCAGUUGAAGAUUGUCUGACCAUCGAUCCUAAAAAAGCUAGACGCCUAAGCUUGAGUGAGCAAGAGCUUGAAGAUGCUACCAAGAUGCAUGGAAGUGAUAUUGUGAGGUUUACACAGCAGAAUUUUCUGAGGGUAUAUCCUAAGGGUACGCGCAUUUCCUCAUCUAAUUACAAUCCUUUUGUUGCGUGGAUGCAUGGAGCUCAGAUGGUUGCAUUCAAUAUGCAGGGAUAUGGAAAGUACUUGUGGAUUAUGCAAGGAAUGUUUAGAGCCAAUGGUGGUUGUGGUUAUGUGAAAAAACCAGAUUUUUUGUUGUAUGUUAGCCCAUUCAAUGCAGUCUUUGAUACUGAUAUGAUUCUACCAGUGAAGAAAAUCUUGAAGGUAAAAGUCUACAUGGGAGAAGGAUGGGAUUUGGAAUUCGGCCGCACACACUUCGAUCUAUAUUCCCCUCCAGACUUCUUUGUAAAAAUUGGCAUUGCCGGUGCUCCGGCAGAUAAAGUUAUGAAUAAAACAAAAGCGAUUGAGGAUCAGUGGAAACCGGUGUGGAAUGAGGAGUUUGAGUUCCCUCUAAGAGUUCCAGAACUGGCAAUCCUUCGAAUUGAAGUUCGCGAGUAUGACACAUCAGGAAACCAUGACUUUGGAGGCCAAACUUGUUUGCCAGUAUCAGAGUUGAGAACUGGAAUUCGAGCAGUUCCGUUACACAACCGCAAAGGGGAUAGGUACAAGAGUGUAAGACUGCUUAUGGGUUUUGAGUUUCUUUUGGAAACACAAUAGGCUUUCAUAGAUUGGAUUGUACUCUAGCUAUUAAUGAAAGAUCCAACUCCAAAAUGCAUGUUUAUAGAUACGCAAGAAAGCUGUUAUUCAUUAGAAAGCAGUCUCUCAAGAAUUUGAGUUG